GCCAACAUAAUAAUGUCAAUUUGAAUCGCAGCCAACAUGGCUAUACUUCCUUUCGCGUUUUCUUUUCUUUCUUUCCUCUUUCAACGUGCUAAGUGACAAGUUAAGAUGACUGCCACCGCAGCCGCCAAAAAGCCCGAAGCAAAGGGCAAAUCUGCCAAGAAGUUACCCGCUGUCCCCGAGUCGAAGCUGAAGUUCAGCAAGAAACAAGUCAGCAAACGUGCUGUCUUGAUCAAGCGUAAAUUGAAGCGUACUGCUGUCAUUGCGCUACGCAAACGUGAAAACUUGGUUCGUGCCGAGAAAUACCAAGCCGAAUAUCUGCGUGCUGACCGUCGUGAGAUCAAGUUGCGCCGUUUGGCCAAGAAACGCGGUCAAUUCUACGUGCCUGCUGAAUCCAAAUUGGCUUUUGUUAUCCGUAUUCGUGGUAUCAACAAAGUUGCCCCCAAAGUGCGUAAAGUUUUGCAGUUGUUCCGUCUGCGCCAGAUUAACAAUGGUGUUUUCAUCAAAUUGAACAAAGCCACCAUUAAUAUGUUGCGCAUUGCUGAACCCUACAUUACAUGGGGAUACCCAAAUCUGAAAUCUGUCCGCGAAUUGGUCUACAAACGUGGUUUCGUCAAGCACAACCGUCAACGUGUUCCAAUCACCGACAACUUCGUGAUUGAACGUAAAUUGCGUAAAGCACAUGACAUUCAGUGCGUUGAGGAUUUGGUACAUGAAAUCUUCACCGUUGGACCACACUUCAAGAAAGCCUCAAACUUCUUAUGGCCAUUCAAACUGAACACUCCAACCGGUGGAUGGCGCAAGAAGGCCAAUCACUACGUUGAGGGUGGUGAUUUCGGUAACCGUGAGGACAAAAUCAACAAAUUGCUGCGCAAGAUGGUUUAAGAAAUUUUAAAUUAUUGCCUAACCCGUUGACUCCGGGAGAUUUUGUUGGUGUACAUGGGGGAGUAUUUUUAUUCCAAAAAAUAUAUAAUAAUAAAAAUAGAAAAAAUAAAUGUUUUUUAUAUAAA
Messenger RNA from Bactrocera neohumeralis, 1007 nucleotides. It is a transcript of the gene RpL7, whose product is annotated as 60S ribosomal protein L7. NCBI's taxonomy places the organism in Eukaryota, Metazoa, Arthropoda, Insecta, Diptera, Tephritidae. The record is from RefSeq and is a predicted model, not a curated record. Bases 106 to 882 code for a protein of 258 amino acids. The transcript is spliced from 3 exons. Gene Ontology annotation, molecular function: RNA binding; structural constituent of ribosome. Gene Ontology annotation, cellular component: cytosolic large ribosomal subunit. Gene Ontology annotation, biological process: maturation of LSU-rRNA from tricistronic rRNA transcript (SSU-rRNA, 5.8S rRNA, LSU-rRNA).